GAGAGAAUGAAGUACCGCAACUGAAAGUGAUUUAAGCACAAAAUAUUGAAGAGUUUUAUAAAAAUCAUUGUUUUAAGAAUUUACAUCUUCACAUUCACAAAAAAUGAUUUCGACGCCGUAUUUUGCCCUACUUUUGAUUUGUGUAGCUAUUUUGUUUAUCGGCGCGCCGCGUCAAACAGAGACAGAGCCGCGCGUUGGCAAUGUAAUUUGGUCAAUUUUACGCCCCGCUGAGCAAAUACCGGCAGCAUCUCUAAGACCACACUUGCGUGUGAAACGUGUUAAAAGAGACGCUUUUGACGGCACAUCCGAUCAGGGGCUAGAAUUUCAAAAUGCCAGCAAACAUGAAAAGGAACGUUUCCCCGUUUGGGAUGACGCGCGGGGAGAGCCGCAAUUGAAUUGACAAGUGCAUGUAACUGUGCACAGUUAAUACAAAAAAUUAAUUAGAAUGAUAAAUGUUGUUGUAAUGGUAAUUUCUAUGUGACAAUUGCUCUCUGAGUAAAGCUAUGUUUUGUAAAUAAAAAUGUUUGUGAUUUAGACAUAAACCGUA
Anastrepha obliqua is the source of this 547-nucleotide messenger RNA. RefSeq lists its product as uncharacterized. The record is from RefSeq and is a predicted model, not a curated record. The coding region runs from base 104 to 400 and encodes 98 amino acids. The transcript has 2 exons. Lineage: Eukaryota; Metazoa; Arthropoda; Insecta; Diptera; Tephritidae.